UUGAUUUUUGAUUGAUGAUACAACCGAAAAUGAAAGGAAAGCUCAACUUUUGUAUCAAUUUGCUGGAUAAUCUUCAGUUGAUUAUCGUUAUUUGAAGUAUUUAUUGAGAAUAAAUGGAUGGAAUAUUCGUAUGAUCAUAUCAACUUGGUUAUUUCAAUCUUCACGAUGUAAUUUUAAAACUAUUCUCCAAAAAUAAGCCCGAAUCGAGUGUUUCUAUUUCAUUCAACUAUUCCUUGACCUUCCACUAAAGAUGUCGAACGAAUCUAAAGAAUGUGAAUUACAGCAGUUGGUUUCAUCCGACGAAGAAACCAAUCAAUUGAACAACGAUAGUGUAACACCUCCAGCAUCCAACAUGAAACCACCUUCCUCAGAUAAUAUAAAGAUUACUCACGGUCAUCAUAAACACCCUAGUGAAGUUAGCUAUCGUAGUACAGGAAAAAUGUCAUCUGGUGACAACAGCAUCCCCGAAGAAUCUAUUAGCUCAAGAAUAUCUCGUAAUAUUACUACCGCACCGUCCAGCUCGAAUAUUUCAACUCAUGCUUUCAAUUUGUCCUCCGGAAGCCAUAGUGGAGGUACUCGAAUAUUAGAUCACAGACCUCCACGUCCACCUCAACCUAAUUUAUCCAAAUUGCAAAAUAAAAAAGUUUUGACAUUAGAUCGGUCCACUCAACAUCAUUGUUUUCUCUCAGAUGCCAUGGAUGUGAGGCAAAUGGAACAAGCUCUAUUACAACUUCUAGAUGAUUUCCAUUCUGGCAAAUUACGAGCUUUCGGAAAAAACUGCAGUAUGGAGCAAAUGACCGCUAUACAUCAACAGCAAGAACAUUUAGCUCGUUUACAUUUCGAACUCGGUGCUCAACAAGAACUUUUUGUACCUUUAAGCGAAGAAGGCCUGAGACAAGGUGUAGAUAAUAUGAAAUCGUUAAUGGAUAGUUUAGAACAAUUAUCAUUAUCUAUUGAAAAAUUACACGUUAUUAAUAGCAAAACGGAUUUAUAAAGGGCUCAAUGUUACCGUAAGAUGGAAGUGUUCUCCUGUAUAUUGUGAUUUUUCACUUACUUAGGUUUUUAUCGUAAUUCUUAGACAAAUUUGUUUCGUUUUGAAUUGGUUUUAAAGUGAGUUUAAAGGAUAACGAUGGUUGUAAUUGUAUUAUAAAAAUACCCUAACAUAAUUUUGUGAUAGUAUUCCCAUGUAUGCUUUUUUUUAUUAUUUAUUUUUAUAAUGGAAAUUUUAGUUUUGAAAAUAAACGUACUGGUUUUUAUUUAAAAUAA
Planococcus citri (citrus mealybug) is the source of this 1266-nucleotide messenger RNA. Its product is annotated as coiled-coil domain-containing protein 28B. Bases 251 to 994 code for a protein of 247 amino acids. The record is from RefSeq and is a predicted model, not a curated record. The transcript is spliced from 6 exons. NCBI's taxonomy places the organism in Eukaryota, Metazoa, Arthropoda, Insecta, Hemiptera, Pseudococcidae.